CGAGCGGAAACGCAUGCGGAAAGCGCAGAGAGGAAUGUGUCUCUGCUAGGCAAAACGUGUUUCUACGUUAAUUUGUUGGAAACAUGGCGCCGGUACAACAAGAACCAGAGAUCCAGUUCGCUCAAAGAUUGGCUUCUAAUGAGAGGCCCAUGCGAACAAAAGCCAUCAAGAAGCUAAGAAAAUAUAUUCGUGUUAGGUCACAGAAAAUCCAAGGUGGGUUUGAAGGUGACGAGUUACUCAAACUAUGGAAAGGCCUCUUUUAUUGCUUGUGGAUGCAGGACAAGCCACUUCUUCAGGAGGAGCUGUCGAAUCAGAUCUCUGGCCUGAUACACAGCUUCCAGAACAUCCAGAGCCAGUUUAUGUUUCUGGAGACCUUCCUGCAGACGGUCAAAAGAGAAUGGACCGGCAUUGACAGGCUUCGCAUGGAUAAGUUCUUCCAGCUGGUUCGUUUCGUGUUCAGGAACACUUUUGAGAUGAUGAAGAGGAAAGAAUGGGAGACCAGUGUGGUGACCAGGUUUCUGGAGCUCCUGACUGCCCAGGUCCUCCACAGCUCCAGCGGAGCUCCCUGUGGAUUACAGUUCCACAUACUGGACAUCUAUAUGACCGAACUGGCUGCAGUCGGCUCAGCUGAGCUCACAGCGGCUCAGAACAUGACAUUCAUUGACCCUUUCUGCAAAACAGCAUCUAAAACAAAAGAUCGGAUCUUGCUCAGGGCUAUCUGCAGCAGCAUUUUCAGCGCCAUCGUGGACCAGGCUCCCUUCGCCAUCGAAGACCUGUUGAAGGAAGUGAAGGCUACAGGUGGAGGGGCUGAGGAGUCUGACUCGGGACAGGCUUCUGAAGAGGAGGAGGUAGAGAAGGAUCCCCCCAAGGGCAAAAAAACUGCAAAGGAAGCUCUCAAGAAAACCAUUGGAGGGCAGACCAACGGUACUGUAUCAACUGAGGAAGAUGAUGAUGAUGAAGAUGGUCUGGGCGAUGAAGAUGAUGACGAAAUGCUUCAUAUGGAGAGUGACUCUGAGUCUGAGAUGCCAGAUGACGCGGGGAUCGGACCUGUUCUCCAGUUUGACUACCUUAGCCUGGCAGACAGGCUGUUCGGGCUAGCCAGACGCAGCAACACCCCUAGCCACAACAGACAGAGACUGUACAAAGUCGUCAAGACUCUCCGGGAUCUCAGUGAAGGAGUCUUUCCACAGGAUGAGUACCCAGAGGAGGUGUCGACAGAUGAGGAUGAUGAUGAAAUGUUUGGCAGCAGAAAGAGGAUGAAACGGGGACGAGGCUUCGGGGAGGAAGAGGAAGAGAGCUCACCAGCCAAGAAAUGGAAAGGCAAGAAAAAAGACUCCAAAGCAAGAACGUCUGACCAGACUGCCGCAACAGAUGACAGUAAACCAGCAGAGACUCCCGGAGACUCCAAUAACAAGAAGAAGAAGAAGAGGAGGAGGAAGAAGAAGAAGACUGGAGAGGUGAAGACUGAAGAGCAGAACGGGGUGGUUGAGAAGGACACGACUCCUGCUUCUGCACCGCAGACGACAGACUCUAAAGAAGCAGAGACUGAGCCCUCUCUCCCAGCCAAGGAGACAGGGGUCCAAUCAGGAACCAAGGAGAAGGCCAUGGAGACAGCGGUCCAAUCAGGAACUCCACAGGAUGUAGUGGUAGGUAGCCUGUCAUCUGUCACAGUCAUGGAGGUAGACCAGAAGAAACAAUCAGAGACUCCGGUACCAGAUGCCACAUCUUCCAAGAAGAAAAAUAUCAAGAAGUCCAAAACGCCUGCACCGAAGCAGAAGGAAGAGGUAGCAGAACCAGCAAAGUCUGCCCCUGAGACUGCUACUACCACCCCAAGCAGGAGGAACAAUACCAAGCAGGAGCCUGAGGAGCAGACAACCGUAGAGGAAGUUGAAAUGACAUUAGAAACAGUAGACGAGGCCACCCCAUCGAAGAAGAAGAAGAGGAGGAGGAGGAGGAACAAGGUUAAACAGACCGCCGAGACAGACACAACACAGGUGGACCUUGAACCAGACUCUACCCCAGCCGAGGAGCCUCCAGUUGACCUCCGCAUCGCCGCCACUCCCCUGAAAAAGAAGAAACUAAAGGUGGCAAAGGCUGGAGAGGAGAGCGCCGGGGGUGAAAGGCGGCCAGAAACUGAAGCAGACGUCCUUGUUGUAGGCACCAAGGUGGAGCCAGCAUGUGUCGCUACAUCAGCCCCGCUCAAGAAGAAGAAGAAGAAGAAGAAUGCCAAGGCUGAAGAACAGAGUGUGGAGGCCGAAAGUGAAACCCCGCCGAAAGCAGACGCAAACCUCACACUGAUGGACGCUGAGAUACAGACGCUGGAGGCCGCCACACCUACCCUACUCAAGAAGAAGAAGAAGAAAAGCUCUGGACUGGUAGCGCAGGAGCCAGAGACCACGACAGUGGAGGAGAGCGUGUCAGAGGAGCAGCCUACAGAUGCUGACCUGGACACGCCCCUGAAGAAAGGGAAGAAGAAGAGGAAGGUCCCGGUAGUGAUAGAGUUCGAGGCUGAGGUCAACGGGAUGGCUGGAGGCAAGAAAGCCAAACUGAGCAACGACGGCAAAGAGCUGUCCACGCCGGUGAGCGCCAAGAAAACAAAAAAAAUGACGCCCAAGAAGGCAGGGGCGGAGUCUGACUUCAUCACGUUCCAGAACCAUGCCACCAUCCCUACUCCCCUUUUCUUCAAGACCACCAAGGGAAGCCCCAGCACACCGCUAUCCAGCAAGAAGAAGAAGUGUCAGACUCCAAAGUCCGAAUCCAAGAAGGUUACCUUCGGACUCAAUAAAAACAAAACUGCAGGAUCCCCAGAGUUCAGGAAGACUGACCGCAGCCUGCUGGUGAGUCCAGAGGGGUCGUCCCGAGUGCCGUUUGACCCCCAGCAGAAGCCCCUGUUUGGGGUCCUGAAGUCCCCAGAGGCCUCUCUUACCAAAAGCACUAAGAAGACCAAGAGCACCCUGAAAACCACCCCCAAACGCCCCACCGCGGCUGACUUCUUCUAGUCUUUCUGUGAGGAGACUGGUGAGACAGAUGACCGUCCCAUCCCCACUGUUUGUCUGCCAGGAAUAUAUAAUUAUAAACUGAAUAUCCACAGAUUCCCCCGUUGGGAAGAGAGUGAUCUUGAUAUACAAAUGUUUUUUUUUUUUUUUGUCAUUUCCAAUUUUCCCGUGUUUUGCUGUUCUGUGGGUGAGCAAGUGUUCAAAUAAAGACUCACUUCCUCAUUUUAGUGAA
Oncorhynchus masou masou (cherry salmon) is the source of this 3228-nucleotide messenger RNA. RefSeq names its product ribosomal RNA processing protein 1 homolog B-like. The transcript is spliced from 15 exons. NCBI's taxonomy places the organism in Eukaryota, Metazoa, Chordata, Actinopteri, Salmoniformes, Salmonidae. Gene Ontology annotation, biological process: rRNA processing. Bases 84 to 2999 code for a protein of 971 amino acids. Gene Ontology annotation, cellular component: nucleus; preribosome, small subunit precursor. The record is from RefSeq and is a predicted model, not a curated record.